Molecule: messenger RNA, 1879 nt
Organism: Pectinophora gossypiella (pink bollworm)
Lineage: Eukaryota; Metazoa; Arthropoda; Insecta; Lepidoptera; Gelechiidae
Product: DNA translocase FtsK-like
Exons: 6
Coding region: 116-1873 (585 amino acids)
Source: RefSeq, a predicted model, not a curated record
CGCGCGUCGAACGCCGCCGACUCAUCCAACAAUAUAUUAUUCUCGACAUACAAACUUUAAUUCAUUUUUCGAAAAUAAAUUAAAUUUAUUUCGUGUCAAAAUCUUUUCUGCCAAAAUGAAAACGAAGAUUAUCGUCUUUCUCGCUAUCUCUCUAUGCGCAUACGCCGCAGAAGUAAAAGAGAAGAGCAACGCAUCCGAUCCCGAGCAGAACAAAGAGAAAAGACAAACUCAAGAUGAAUUCGUGCCAUCGCAACUCAUCUAUCGGGCAGCGAGGAAACAGGAACAAGUCGCCCCGGUCGAGGAACAACAAGAGGACGAUGAUCGGGAUCAAGUCAGCCGAGCUGACCAGCAAGAGUACCGUCCUGGACAGGUGUUCUCCCUCAAUGCGCAGGAGUUGUUAGAGCUGCAGCCCGAACGCAAGGCUCCGCUGGGCAGCAACACGCAGUUGCAGCAACUGUACGCCAACCCUCAGCCCGAUCACCGACAAAACUUGCAGCAGAUCUACUACCUGGAGCCUCAGAGACAGGUCUCGCUCCAGCCAUCGCACGCUGUGAUCGCUCGACCUCAUUACUCGUCGAAUGGUGGCGAGGCUUCAGUUGGUGCAGCGUUAUCCGUGUCUGAUGCUGGAGUCAGUCCGUCUGCAUCCUACGAUCGCGACGAGCUGUUGAAACUUCUGUCCAUCGGAGAACCCGCAGAACGCCAAGACGACCGUCCGCAAUAUCAACAACCCCAAGCUCAAAGCAUCGCACCACAGUACCAGCAGGUUUCCACGCAGAGUAUUGCGCCUCAGUAUCAACAGGUCGAUAGAUACAUCACGAAACCAAGCAAGAAACCCACGAAACUCCGCUCGAAGGUCCAUUCUCACAUUGCGCCGCCACAGGCCUCUGUCGCCCCGCAACAGUACCUGAUUGAGACCACCAACGUGCAACAACAGCCGCAACCAGCGUCGCAGCAGUACAGGCCCGCUCCUCAGCCACAGCGUGCUCCUCAAGCUCUGCGAUAUGUCCCCGUACCCACAGCCCAGGCAUUUGUUCAACAAGCUCUCUAUGAACGCCCCGAGUCUCAAGGGCUAAAAAUAGUAGCCCCGCCAAAACUACAACAACAACCUCGCCCUCAACUCGCUUACAGAGUGCUCCCUCAAUAUCCCCAACCAGAAGCUUCUCCUAAACAAUACCGAAUUGUUGAAGCCCCGAGAUCUCAACCCAUCAGGCAAGAACAAAGGGUGCCCGCUUCCAGUGUCGAACGUCCGGUCACUUAUCUGAAAAGAUUCCCUGAACCUGAAAAGAUGCGGUCUGUAAAGAUUUACGAUCCAGUGCCUCAAGACGUAUUGCCCCAACAACAGCCCCAGUUAGUUGGUGAACAGUACUAUCUCAGACCGGUAUACAGAAGCGAGCCACGAAGCAGGUACGAUUUGGCUCCGCUUACCCACAGACAAUUAGUCGAGCAGCCGCGCGCUAUCGAGCCCACCAAGCCUCCACACUCCGCCAUCUAUGUCAGCCAAAAAUUAUCUCCCAAGAAAAUCACGAGACCAACGGUCAGAACAGAACAGCCUACAAGAGAGCCAUCGCUCAGAGUGGAGCAGCAGGCGAGCUCGGAGCAGGUCAGCAUUGAACAGCAUGGGCAGAAUCUUGAGGAACAAAGGUCGCAGUUGCCUCCUCCUAAGAAUAACAGGGCGUACACUCCGGAAGAGUUUGCAGCCUUGGUAGCAGCCGGCUAUGCGGUGACCCCUAUCCCCGUAGCUCCCGUGGGCCUGCAAGUCGCGCAGUCCAGAUCAUCGGUGGAGGCGGCGCCGCCGCCGGUGCCUCAGCGCCGGACAGUCUACAGCGCCAGACGCCACCAGUAUCUGCCUCUCAGAGGAGACGACGCACCCUAAAUAGCA